AUGACUGCGGCAACCCUUCUGAACAGCCUCUUCGGCCAGAUCCCGCUCUUGGUCGUCAUGUACUAUGAGCAGGAGUUCCUGGAGAUCCCUGGUGCCGUCGCCAGUCUGACGGCGACGGGGCGCGUCUGGGUAGUCCUCAGCUGCGCCGUCGGCGUCGGUGCGAGCUACGUCAGCGUCUGGGCGCAGAGCCGCAUCAGCGCCACCAGCUUCCUCGUUCUGAUGAACGCCAACAAGUUCUUGAUCAUAUCCGUAAGGGCUUUCUGCCUCAGCACGACGCCGCUCACGCCGUCCUCUGUUGCCAGUGCGUGUGUCGCGGUCAUGGGAGGCAUCUGUUAUUCGAACUCGCGGCCCAGCGGCGCGGCCAGGGCGGGGAAGGCCGCGGGGGAGAAGCAGCCGCUCGUCCAGAAGCAGCCGCAGCCUGCAGUCUGA
Prorocentrum cordatum is the source of this 429-nucleotide messenger RNA. The record is from the annotation of a GenBank genome assembly. NCBI's taxonomy places the organism in Eukaryota, Dinophyceae, Prorocentrales, Prorocentraceae.